Messenger RNA from Arachis duranensis, 1119 nucleotides. RefSeq lists its product as uncharacterized. The record is from RefSeq and is a predicted model, not a curated record. The transcript is spliced from 2 exons. Lineage: Eukaryota; Viridiplantae; Streptophyta; Magnoliopsida; Fabales; Fabaceae. The coding region runs from base 1 to 1119 and encodes 372 amino acids.
AUGGCUAGUGAAGAGAGUUUCGUAGUGUUGGUUCACCACAGAGGAUCCAUUAAGAGGAAAACUCGUUCCGGUGUGAAGUUCACUGAUAAAGAUCUUUUCUGUAUUAUCGUCAGGCCUACGAUGACGUAUGAGGACCUUGUUAGCUCUGUAUUGCUGAAACUUAGUCUAGAAGGUGUGAAACGGGUUAAGAAAUUUUUCUAUUGCAUUCCAAUCAUGGUGCUCCAGCAAACCGUAAAGUAUGAUUCUUUCACGAUCGGCAGUGAUGAGGACUUGCAGGUCAUGUUUCAUUGUCGCCAACAGUUUCCAGAGGUGAGGACACUAGAACUGUUGGCAAAGUUGGUUGACUUGGUAUCCAGCUCGGGAGGUUCGAACCGGAAUACCACCACUUUAGCCACGGUAGCCGGUUCUAGCUCCAGACCUGCCGUUGCUUCUUCCUUCGUCCCUGCGUACGAGCAAGCCGUCCAACCUGUCGCCUCCCCUUCGUUCGCCGUUGAUCUCAACGGCAGUGUAGGCGACGAGGUCGGAACAGGAAAAUUUCUGCGGACCUCUUUACAGUGUGCUGCACUGGCUGGGGUUGGAGAUGGAAUGUUGGAUGAUCCAGAGGACGAUGAUGUCGAGCCGAAUAUGAUUGCUGAUGACAGUGGCGAUGAUGUCGGAGCAAGUGAGCCUGCUGGGGCGAACAGUGGUUCUAGCUUUGGCAUACAACAGUACUCUCCACAUUUUUUAUCAUUGGACUUGGAUGCCAUGAGGCAGGAGGGGGUUCCUGGGCAGCCAGCUGGAUUUGGGGCUAGAGAUGGUGAAGGAUCUGCAGGUCUGACAGAGUUUCAGGUUGGUCAGCAAUUUCAAGAUAAAGAAGAGGCCCUGUUAAGUGUGAAGACUUACAGCAUCCGUCGAGGGCGCAAGGGCCUUUGGGAGGUCAAACGGUACAACAGACCGCAUACGUGUCUCGCCACCUCCAUCUCCAGUGACCACAGGAGUUUGGAUUAUCAUGUGAUAUCGGCAUUCAUUAUGCCAAUGAUUAGGGCUGAUGCAUCCGUCAGCAUCAAGGUUCUCCUAAAUGCCACCGCCGCACAUUUUAGGUUUAGGCCAACGUACAUGAGGGUCUGGUUGGCCAAGUAG